This is a messenger RNA of Tricharina praecox, 2271 nucleotides long. RefSeq lists its product as uncharacterized. The record is from RefSeq and is a predicted model, not a curated record. The transcript has 7 exons. NCBI's taxonomy places the organism in Eukaryota, Fungi, Ascomycota, Pezizomycetes, Pezizales, Pyronemataceae. The coding region runs from base 202 to 2106 and encodes 634 amino acids.
AACAACAACAAGCAACUUUCCUUGUCGCAUGGCGUCACCGCAUGAAUCCCGCGAGCGCGAUUGGAAGGUGGACUUUCCGUAGCACGGGAUGGGUACCUCGCCCUCCCCUCCUCUCUCCCCUUCUCCUCCUUCCCCCCCUCCGACCUCUUCCUGCUCCAUCGCUCCAAUUGCGCGCAAAGCCCACCACAGCCAGACUGCAAAAUGGUAUCCUUUCGCGCCCUCUUCAGCGCCUCCGACGGUGCCCGCGGCGGCCGCAAUGCUAGGGAUGGAUUCAGCGAGUCCCUGCUCCCCCACCGCGCUCACAAGGGCGUGCACUCUGCUGUCGAUCCGAAGAGGGUCACGGCGAUUGCCCUACGGCUGAAGCAUCUUAUUGAGCACGCCGUGCCGUGUGAGCUCAAGGAAACGCAGAUCACGAAGCCGCACAGCGAGGUCAUCACUCAUGGCGUUAUCGAGCUGGCGACGGAAGCCGGUGGCGUCGAGGAUAGAGCUUGUGUGGUGUUUUGUCUGCUCAUUUGUUUGCGGUGGUUCAAGAGACAGGCCAUCCUGGAGAUGUGCGAUGCGGAUUUGAACGACCUACGUGGCGAGGCGUGUCAAGUCAUCGCGAAGGCCAUAAUCGAGACGAACGAAGAUCAAGACUAUGUCUUCCAGGAGAUCCUUCUCAAGCGGUACUCUAUUCUGCAGAACGGAAAGGAGUCGACUCCCAGCAAUGUGAUUGAGAAGGCGAUUGACCUGCACGCAACCAGAGUCAUCGGGUCUUCCGGUUUCCAGAAGUGUAUCCAGUGGCUCUGGAGAGGGUGGAUCGCGCAGGACGUCAAUAACCCUAUGCAGUUCUCCCUGUACAAGAACAUGGCCGAGAAGAACUUUUGGGUGCACUUCGAUCAUGACCGUAUCCGCGCCCCGAGGUAUCAGAAUAUGUUCCAAGUCUUCGUCAGCGUUCUGUAUCUUACGCUCUACACCAUUUCUAUCAACACCGUUAAUGCUCGUGGUGAUAUCGACGUCGAGGAAGCGGUCCUCUAUCUACUGACGCUCUCCUUCAUUGCCGACGAAUUCGGCAAGCUCUGGAAAGUCGGACGCCUUUACAUCUCUUUUUGGAACGUAUUCAAUACGACAUUGUAUGCACUUCUCACCAUAUCCUUCUCCUUCCGUAUGGUUGCUCUGGGUCACCCAAUGGACUCGGACGCCAGACGGGACUACAACAUACUUUCGUACAACUUCCUGGCGUCGGCCUCGCCGAUGAUCUGGUCGCGCAUGCUGCUGUAUCUCGACUCGAUCCGGUUCUUUGGCGCUAUGCUGGUCGUAUUGAAGGUUAUGAUGCUCGAGUCGUUGAUCUUCUUUGCGUUACUGUUUGUGGUCAUUUUGGGCUUCUUGCAAGGAUUUAUGGGCUUGGACAAUGCCGACAGCGUCAGGGAGGACACCUACUUCGUCCUCUCGGCCAUGACCAAAGCAAUUCUUCAAUCUCCAGAAUUCGAGGGCUUCGAAAAUUUUGGACACCCAUUCGGACUGAUCCUGUACUACCUAUUCACCUUCAUUGUGAUGGUAAUCCUGCUCAACAUCCUGAUUGCCCUCUAUGGCCAAGCCUACAGCGAUAUAACCGAAAACGCGGUGGACGAGUACCUUGCCCUCUUCGCACACAAAACCCUCCAAUUCGUCCGUGCCCCGGACGAAAACGUAUUCCUCCCGCCCUUCAACCUGGUCGAAAUAUUCGGCUUGAUAAUACCCUUCGAAUGGUGGAUGCCCAAGAAGGCCUACGCCAAGCUGAACGACAGAGUCAUGGCCGUCCUGUACUCGCCCUUCCUGCUAAUGAUCGCCUUGGCGGAGUCCCGCGAGGCCCGCAGGGUCGCCGCGAACCGUGCCGCCGGGAACCCGGACGACGAUGAGACCGAGGAGUGGGAGGAGCUGCAGGGCGAGGUGGACAUGGCUGCCAACGGAUGGGCCGAGAGGGUUACGCAGACGGUUCCAGACGUCGAGGAAGAUCGGUGUUGCCAGAUGGUGCGCGCACUCGCGAAGGAAGUCGAGGAGCUCAAGAAAAUGAUUGAAGGCAAGGAGGCGAGGCAGGCAGGAGAGGGCGAGAGGGAGCUGUUGGCUCUGGAGGAGGCCGAGGAGUAGCUUUGGAGGGAGCAUGGGCGAUUUGACGAACAUAUGAUAUCAUGUCUUUACCUGUUAGUUGUGUGCGAGUAGUAAAAUGGCGACGAAUACACGAUGGUUCGCUGUUGCUAGCUGUGUUGAGGGGGCUGGGUGGUCUUUGGAAUCAGAUUUUGUGUUGGUGGUUGA